GUAGAGAAAAAAAUGAAGUCAAAAGGUACAGAUUUUUUAAAUGACUAGCUUUAAACUGGGAAAAAGAAAGUCUCAAAGAAUUCGAAUUGCGAACAAACUUCCCAGUUCCCAGGCUCCACUGGAAUUGGAAGGAAUUUAUAAAUUCCAAAGUAAAUACUUUUUCUUUUUUCUUUUGGGGUCUGCAUGCGAAGACUUUUUGAUCGAUAAUUAUCUUCAUCAAAUUCACUUCAUUUCGUUCUUGUUCUAUCCUUCCUUGCUCGGAGUUUUGAGGAGAAGGGGAUUCCGAUAAUGGGGUCAUCUAUUCCUCAGGCAGCUAUGCAUAAUGUGUUCGUCUAUGGUAGCCUCCUAGCUGAUGAUGUCGUCCGUGUGCUCCUGCAUCGCGUCCCUCGCUCUUCGCCUGCGGUACUACGAGACUUGUAUGUACUUUUUAUGCGCACUCAUUUUGCAAACAGUUAGUUUUGACUCAUGGGUUGUUGUCUAUUAACCUCAUUUGUCAAACUGUUUGCAGUAAAUUGAGUGCUAUGCUGCCUUAGGAUAAUCAUAACUGUUUGCAGCCUUAAUUUGUUUCUCUACUGCUAUGCUGUUUCUGUUGACAUUUAGGCUUAAGCUUGUGUCUAGAUUAGAGUCUGGACUUUCUAUAAAUAGUGAAAUGGGAGAUGGAAAUAGGAAUUGCAGGAAUUAUCAUGUCAUUCGUGACAUUUCUUGUACCUUAAUGUAAUCAUUUAUAAAAUAUUGCCUACAUGGAGGUCUGUAACUAAUUAACAGGGAGCGUGAAUUAAGUGGUGAAGAAGAAAUCAAAGUGUCUUUGGUGCAAUAGUCAUCGGGAGAAGCCUCUCAAUCCGGAGAAUUUCUAACUCAAGGCCUUAAAAGUGCCUUGACAAACACUGAACUUCAGCCUCAACGUUUAUCAGGCUUCUUUCAAUUAGGAUUAAGCUUUUUUUGAUUCCUGAGUUGGUUUAUGAUUUAGUUUUGGUGCCAGGAUAAAAUUUUGAUUUUGUGAGAUACUGCUAGUUGGAUUAAAAGAGACACACAUCCCUAACGUAGUAUUAAGUUUGAGGAUGAGACAUUAUGAGUCGCGUGAAUUUAUGUUGUACCAAUGGCGCAUUUGCGAGAUUGAUGCUAUUUUAAAAACAUGGAAUGGGAUAAAUUUUCCUUGUUUGAUGUUAUUCAACAUAUGAGGAAGAGUUUUUUAAUUUACAUUUCAGUUUGUCUGUGUUUUACGCUGCUACUGUUUGGUAAAGUGGCAGAGAUGCCUACUUUUGAUGGUAGUGUAUUUUAUCAAAUAUUAAUUUUAUUUUGAAGAUGCAACAUUACUAACUUCAUUGUCUGUUUACUGCAGCCAUCGGUUUAGCAUCAAAGGAAGAGUUUAUCCAGCCAUCCUACCUAUAGAGGCUAAAGAAGUAGUUGGAAAGGGAACUGGAUAGGUUGCAAAGGAUCUUCCGUGCUCAUCUGAUAGAUUGUUAGUGCGUAUUCUGCAACAUGGCACCCCAUGCAUGUUAGCUCCUGCAUUUGCAGAAUCCAUGAGAUGCCCAUGCCGUUAAAGCUUGAUUUAUGCCAUCAUAUUUUGCAUCAUGGAGAGCUGUUUCCCCAACUUGAAUCUGUGGCCCAAUUUCAAAUGGCAACUACUUAGUAUAAUGGAUUUCACAUUUCUAUGGUAUGAACUUAGAUUUACAUUUUACAUUCAGGUUCUAUUGGAUAUUACUCCUUUUGAGCUAGAGAUUCUGGACUAUUUUGAAGAUGAUGAGUAUGAAAGGAAAACUGUUGAUGUUUAUCUAAUGGAUACCUCUGAAAAGAUGCAAGUGGACACAUAUGUAUGGUGCAACAAGUCUGACCCAAAUUUGUAUGGAGAAUGGGAUUUUGAGGAAUGGAAACGGUUGCACAAGGAAGAUUUCAUAAAGAUGUCUAUGGGUUUCAUGGAAGAACUUCAGCUCCCUGAAUCAAAGCCUCGGGUGGCAACUUACGAAUCCUUCUAUCAGCAGAAAGAUGAUCGCACUUCAAUGGCAUGAUGAUCGAGACUCGCAGCAAUCAUGUAUAUAAAAUGCUGAAACUUUCUUUCCAAAUUGGUCGAAUUAGUUAAAAUGGUGGACUUGUAGUUGCCUAUCGCCAUCUGGAUUUGAUUAUAAAAAAUGGCUUGAUUACAUCAAUCGCAAGUUCGCCAACAAAAUACCAAUUUAUUUUAUUAUUACUAGUAUUAUGCCUGCACCUUGUGCGGUGAUAAUGAUAUAAGCUAUGUUUGGACAACAGUUUUUUUCAAAAAAAUAUUUCAUUUUGCCACUCAGUUUCAAAUACCGUCGCCCAAUUUUGUUUGGAUAAUUUUCAACUUAAAAUGGCAUUUGAAAUACCUCUUGUUUUCCAUCCUUAAUCACUUUUCAUUACACAUUUUAGUCCAAGUUCUAUGUACCCCUACAAUUAAAAAAAACGAGCUAACUGUUUCGGAUAACCCUAUUUGUUUUUAUUCCCCUUACACUUUUAAUUCAGAUCUGUUAUUGUAUUGUUUGUCGUGCUAUCCAAACAUAGAAGAUCCACCACCCAUCACCUUUCUAUUCCCAUCUGGUGUUUGAAUUGGUUAAGUGCCGCACUGAAGACGUAUUGGAGGUUCCUUUCCACCGAAUCAUACGCUCGCAGAAAACUCAAUUCACUGUACUACGGAGCUGGAGGUUCUCUCGGCAGAACGAUUUUUGGCCAUUUCGAGUAACAUUGGGCAUCUUGAUGUUAUUCACUUAUACCUUGUGUGUAAGCUCAAAUGGCGUUGCUUCAUUACUCUAUUCAUCGGGAUGUACCAAUGGUUUAAGGGUUGGUUACAUUGCUUAUGUACACACCCUCUUUUCGAAUUUGUACAGAAUCUUCCGUUGUUUGUUUGCCUCAAUAUGUCCUGGACCCUUGUUUUUUUUUUUCAUCUUCGUUAUCUAGACUCGUGCUUGGAGUCAUUUCCCACCAUUUCGCCAAAUCGGGUCGGACCUGCCUUGGCUAUACUUACCUUCUACUUGGGUUUGGGGAUGUUGUAGUACUAUUCACAGUUAC
Molecule: messenger RNA, 3021 nt
Organism: Oldenlandia corymbosa var. corymbosa
Lineage: Eukaryota; Viridiplantae; Streptophyta; Magnoliopsida; Gentianales; Rubiaceae
Source: the annotation of a GenBank genome assembly